AACAGCCAGUCGAAGCCAGCCAGCGUCUGAGCCAGCACAGGAACUGGAGCAACGGCGGGCGAAGGGUGGGCUGCGUUGGAAUACGGGAAAAAAUUCAAUAUUCACCAUCACGGACGGUGUAUACAGCCGAGCAAACGUCGACAUGAAAGUGAAAAUCUUCCAUUUGGGGUCGGGAAGCUGAAGCAUAUUGCAGCCCGGUCACAUUACGUUUUCGGUGGGAUAAGCCUUCGGUGAUACACUGGGUGUGCUCGGUGCAGUAACGGUGCGAUUCAACCGGUUACUCCAACGACAGCUAGCUCACGUUAAGCUAGCUAGCCAACCAUUUUCCAGAGCCUAGCUAGCUUGCGGUGAGGAGAGCAUCUUUGUCGGUGAGGGGAAGUGUCCGUGAAUGGUAGUGACUGAGUUUUGGAACUGGCAGUAUCCAACAAUAAUAUACAAAGCCGAGGCAUGCAAACAGGGGUGUUUUUCUGCAAACGAGCGAGGAGGUCUCCACGCCCUGGGGUCUGGUCUGUGGCUACUGUUUAGCUAGCUCGUUGGCUAGCCAGCGCACCGGGAGAGAAGCCUAGGAGAAGGCGCGGCCGCGGUGUGACAUCCUAGGACGCCAGCUAAUGGGGCUAGCCGGCUAACUUGGACUCUUGAGUGGCCACUGAAUUUCCUGACAUUGGGGGGAUUUAAUUGCCAGCAGUGUGCAGUCUGGCACAACAGUAACUCCAAGAGAAUACGUUAUCAUCGAUUCCCCCCAAAAGCCGUGUGGGCAGGAUAUCUUGUGGAGAUCGCCCUCCUUUACCUGAAUGACGAUGGCGGACGACGACGUGCUUUUCGAGGAUGUCUACGAGCUGUGCGAGGUGAUCGGAAAGGGUCCCUUUAGCGUGGUGAGGCGCUGCAUCAACAGGGACACGGGCCAGCAGUUUGCUGUAAAGAUCGUCGAUGUGGCCAGCUUCACCUCCAGCCCGGGUCUCAGCACAGAAGAUCUGAAACGAGAGGCCAGUAUCUGCCACAUGCUAAAACACCCUCACAUCGUGGAGCUGCUGGAGACCUACAGCUCGGAUGGCAUGCUCUACAUGGUCUUUGAAUUUAUGGAUGGAGCGGACCUGUGUUUUGAAAUCGUUAAGAGAGCGGAUGCUGGGUUUGUGUACAGCGAAGCGGUGGCCAGCCACUACAUGAGACAGAUUUUGGAGGCACUUCGAUACUGCCACGACAACAAUGUGAUUCAUCGCGAUGUAAAACCUCACUGUGUGCUGCUGGCCUCAAAGGAGAAUUCUGCUCCAGUCAAGCUGGGAGGUUUUGGAGUUGCAAUACAGCUGGGAGAGUCUGGCUUGGUGGCUGGAGGUCGGGUUGGUACUCCCCACUUCAUGGCCCCAGAGGUGGUGAAGAGGGAACCAUAUGGAAAACCAGUAGAUGUGUGGGGAUGUGGAGUCAUCCUCUUCAUCCUCCUGUCUGGCUGCCUGCCUUUCUACGGCACCAAGGAGCGCUUGUUUGAGGCUAUCAUUAAGGGCAAAUACAAGAUGAACCCGCGCCAGUGGGCCCACAUCUCAGAGAGCGCCAAAGACCUGGUGAGACGCAUGCUGAUGCUGGACCCUGCUGAGAGGAUCACCGUCUACGAGGCCCUCAACCACCCCUGGCUGAAGGAGAGGGACAGGUAUGCCUACAAGAUCCACCUGCCUGAAACAGUGGAACAGCUGAGGAAGUUCAACGCCAGGAGGAAGCUGAAGGGUGCAGUUCUCGCUGCUGUUUCCAGCCACAAGUUUAAUUCCUAUUAUGGCGACCCCCCAGAGGAGCUGCACGACUUCUCAGAUGAUCCCACCUCCUCAGGACUGCUAGCUGCUGAAAGGGCAGUGUCACAGGUUUUGGACAGUCUAGAGGAGAUUCAUGCGUUGACUGACUGCAGCGAGAAAGACAUGGACUUCCUGCACAGUGUCUUCCAGGACCAGCACCUCCACACCCUGCUAGAUCUUUACGACAAAAUCAACACCAGGUCGUCUCCUCAGAUCAGGAAUCCUCCCAGUGAUGGAGUGCAGAGAGCCAAAGAGGUUCUGGAAACCAUCUCCUGUUACCCGGAGAACAUGGAGGCCAAGGAGCUCAGGAGGAUCCUCACACAGCCACACUUCAUGGCUUUGCUGCAGACCCACGACGUGGUGGCCCAUGAAGUCUACAGCGACGAGGCGCUGAGGGUGACGCCCCCACCCACUUCACCGUACUUGAACGGCGACUCGCCAGACAGCACUAACGGAGACAUGGAUUUGGAGAACGUCACCAGGGUUCGCCUGGUCCAGUUUCAGAAGAACACUGAUGAGCCCAUGGGCAUUACUCUUAAAAUGAAUGACCUGAAUCACUGCAUCGUGGCCCGCAUCAUGCAUGGAGGGAUGAUUCAUCGACAAGGGACUCUUCAUGUUGGAGAUGAGAUCCGUGAGAUCAAUGGCAUCAGUGUUGCAAAUCAGACGGUAGAGCAGCUCCAGAAGAUGUUGAGAGAGAUGAGGGGUAGCAUAACCUUCAAGAUUGUACCCAGCUACCGGUCCCAGUCCAUGUCUUGUGAGAAAGAGUCUCCAGAUCUGUCCCAGCAGUCACCUGCAAAUGGACAUGCAAGUGUCACCAGCUCAAUUCUGGACCUGCCAGCGACGAUUCAGCCCAAAGGCCGCCAGGUGAGACUAGCUCUUUCUGAGCAGCAUGAAGACCUGAUCUCCUCCAGUGUCAGUGUGAUAUAUGUUCGCGCUCAGUUCGAGUAUGACCCAGCCAAAGAUGACCUCAUCCCCUGCAAGGAGGCCGGAAUUAGGUUCCGAGUGGGCGACAUUAUUCAGAUCAUUUCCAAGGAUGAUCACAACUGGUGGCAAGGCAAGUUGGAGAACACCAAGAAUGGCACAGCAGGCCUCAUCCCCUCUCCAGAGCUCCAGGAGUGGCGUGUUGCCUGCAUAGCAAUGGAGAAGACCAAACAGGAGCAGCAAGCAAGUUGUACCUGGUUUGGAAAAAAGAAGAAACAAUAUAAGGACAAGUAUUUGGCCAAACACAAUGCAGUGUUUGACCAACUAGAUCUGGUGACAUAUGAGGAAGUGGUCAAACUGCCUUCUUUCAAGAGGAAAACACUUGUUUUGCUUGGUGCACAUGGAGUGGGCAGGAGACACAUCAAGAACACACUCAUUACCAAACAUCCUGACCGGUUUGCCUACCCCAUCCCUCACACGACACGACCGCCUAAGAAAGAUGAGGAAAACGGAAAAAACUACUACUUUGUCUCUCAUGACCAGAUGAUGCAGGACAUCAGCAACAACGACUAUCUGGAGUACGGCAGCCACGAGGACGCCAUGUACGGAACCAGGCUGGAGACUAUCAGGCAAAUCCAUGCACAGGGCAUGAUCUCUAUUCUCGAUGUUGAACCACAGGCACUGAAGAUCCUCAGGACGGCCGAGUUCGCUCCUUACGUCGUCUUCAUCGCAGCUCCCACCAUCACUCCUGGGAUGACAGAAGAUGACUCUCUUCAACGGCUCCAGAAGGAAUCAGAGAUGCUGCAGCGAACCUACGCUCACUACUUUGACCAGACCAUCAUCAACAAUGAGAUUGAUGACACCAUCCGCCUGCUGGAAGAGGCUGUAGACCUGGUAUCCACCACUCCUCAGUGGGUUCCAGUCUCCUGGAUCUACUGACAUACACUCAACAGCAAUUAGCUCAUCACCCUGAACUGUCCACCUCCAAUUACAUCAACACAGAUGCUGAACUUUGGACAAAUCCCCUUGACUCUUGUCUCUCUCAUCACAAUGUUACAUUUCUGUAGAUGAACUCUGGUUACAAAAGGGGUAAAUGAAAACACAAAUAACUCUUACACCUCACGACAGAGACUUCAUCCUAUCCCUUACCCCUUUUUCUCAACAGCCUUAAAGGCACAUUGUUGUGUACAUAUAUACAUAAAUAUAUAUAAAAAUGAUAAAAGUAAGUGAUUAUGGUUCUGUCUUCAUAUAGUUGAAGGGUCAGGAGUGCAGGGACAACGUGGUAGAUAUUUUGUACUUUUCUUUUGUAAUUGAUGAAUGGAUGUUAAUACUGAAGGCAAUAGUGAGCAUGACCAUACAGCAAGUCUUAUGUGGGUGACUGUGUGUGUUUUUAAGGCACUUCUUGUGGUACUCUGUGUCCUCCCGCUCCAAAAUCUCCUCAGCCCCUGUAAACCACAAGCCAAACUCUGAAGCACAUUGGAAGCUGCUAUAGUGGCAACAAGUUACUCCCUCAACUCCUCACCUAAGUUUGAGAGAAUCCAAAAGCACAGGACACUUAGCAGUUUCUCCUCCCCAGCCCUUUGUCUCACUGUGCCUCUCAGCUUGUUGAAGGAGCACACUGCAUCCCCCUGUUACUGUAGCCUGUUACUCCCUGCUUCCCUUCCCUGCCUAUGAACUUUGUUUACAUCUCAGUUUGCACACAAUGGACAAUGAAGAACACACAUACUGCAUUUUGUCUUGCCUACUCCCUGACUGCCCUCAUACACACUGAUCAGCGGUCAAUGAAUCUGGAAUAUCUUUCUCGGGGCACAAUCAGCUGUGAACAAACACCAACACAUCCGCCACUGAACUGGAAUACAAAAACCACUCACAGAAAGAAAACUGAACUGCCUUAUCAGAGCCUCGGGAAGAAGUCUAUACCACCUAUGCACACCCCUGGUUUCUGCCAGGCAGACCGCCACGACAACCAUUUCCUCAAGCUAGAACAAUAAGCCACACUUGAAGUAUUCAUAGCAACAUGUCCCUGUGGAAGAGGAGGAUGAAUCCAAUCCUAGAGCCGCCAUUUUGGAACUGUUAACUGUUGUCUUUAAAAAUAUAAGGAGUAUUCUGUAUCAAGGGAGAGAAAAAUAACAAAAUUUGGUGUGUAAAUGUUUCAAUGGUGCGUACAUCAUGAGUGAACUACCAAGAGCCACUGUAUAUUAACCCUUAAAAGAAGCUCAGUAUGUGACAUAACCUCUUCAUGCUUUACCAGAAGUGGCACAACACACCCACAGCAUCAGUCAAAGGUUUGAAAGAAAAAUAGAAUAAUAAAAAAAAGAGAACACUAGCUGCUGUUCUGCCACUUACAGUAAAGCAUUUUCAUUUCAAGUCCUGUGUAAAUUACCUCUGCAAAUGACAAAAGCAGCUCCUCUGUAUGAAAUGUUGUUCUUUUUUGUUAUUUCAUUUUUUAAAAACAAAAUAUAUUUCCUUUUACGUG
Messenger RNA from Toxotes jaculatrix (banded archerfish), 5172 nucleotides. It is a transcript of the gene caskb, whose product is annotated as calcium/calmodulin-dependent serine protein kinase b. Gene Ontology annotation, biological process: protein phosphorylation; regulation of neurotransmitter secretion. Gene Ontology annotation, molecular function: signaling receptor binding; ATP binding; protein kinase activity. NCBI's taxonomy places the organism in Eukaryota, Metazoa, Chordata, Actinopteri, Toxotidae. The transcript is spliced from 27 exons. Gene Ontology annotation, cellular component: basolateral plasma membrane; cell-cell junction; plasma membrane. The coding region runs from base 792 to 3635 and encodes 947 amino acids. The record is from RefSeq and is a predicted model, not a curated record.